This is a messenger RNA of Cetraspora pellucida, 1012 nucleotides long. NCBI's taxonomy places the organism in Eukaryota, Fungi, Glomeromycota, Glomeromycetes, Diversisporales, Gigasporaceae. The record is from the annotation of a GenBank genome assembly.
AUGGACGCCGGCGGUGUGCAAGUUCAACAUCAACCGUCCAGCCAAGAUCCGACCAGGCAAUCCUGGAGGAAUAAUAAUUCAAACGGUGACCAAGGUAAACGUAGGGAUAGUGGUAGCAACAAGUCUAGACCCGUAAAUCUAAAGUCCAUUAACGUGGAGCGUGCUCAGAGUGAGAAUAAUACUUCAAGAACGGCUGGUAGCAAUAAUUCUGGUCAAUCUGUUCGAACCCCAAAAACCGCACAGUUUCCUAGACAAAAUCAACAAGUUUAUGCCAUGCAGCCAACAAAGACCGCGACUCUUGUAAAAACUGCACCUCAACAACAAAUGAAUUUAUCUAGGUCUCCACCUCAAAUAACCAACACGUCUACCAGGUCUUCACCUCCGCAGAGUGUAUUUGUUUCAAGGUCCUCUCCUCCUCUAAACGCUUACAAUAAUUUGUCCAGGAGUCCUCCAAAACAUAAUGGUCCUGCUACUGCUCCCACUUCCAAACAAAAAACAGCCAGUUCUUCUAGACCCACCCCCAAGCCACUCAAUUUGUCAAAGCCGUCUCCUCACGUUUCAAAUUUGAGCAAGGUUCCUCAAACAGCAACUUUCCCUCCAAAGGUUAAUAGAGCCCUCAAUCUUCCAAAUCCUCCAAAAACUGCUACCUUUGCUACAAAGUCAUCAGGAUUUCCAAAAGACGCCAGACAACCCAUGAGAGCACCACAUUCGGCUACCUUUCAACCUACUUACGCCUUCGUGUAUGGUGAUCCAACAUACAUUAAACCCGUUGAACCAUCUCGUUUUAGACGUUAUAGUUCUACACCUGCUCCUCUUAGAUUUGUGACAGCUGAUUAUCGUCAGGUUCAAUUGGGGCCAGGUACUCCUGUGGUCGUUCUCAGUCAUCCUGAUGAUUCCGAUUCUCAAGGGUCAUCACCGCCUACUCCAGGCUACGGUCCUCCUGAAGGUUUCACUGGUGCUGAUAUUUAUGAUUUAUGCACCAUGCCUCCAUGUGAGGAGGAGCAGGAGGAAG